GGAAUGAAGAGGUUCAGACGGAGUGAGAUUGGCCUCUGGAGUGCCUCGUAAUCAUCGAUAUUUGAUCUCAAAUAUAUGACUUGCACAAGAUGUUAAGAUGACCGUCGAUAGUGGCGGUGGAGGCAUGGGCGGGGGUGGAGAGACAUUGUCAGAGUCAGAGACUCAUGAUAAGGAGCUGCGAGCACGCCUCUUACACUUCCACACAUCCUUCAGUUCUCAAGAAAGCAACCAUGCGAACGCCUCCAUAGGUGGAUGGCUGGAUCACCAGCACGACCCAGGAACGAUGGCAGAAGAUUUAGUCUCAGAUGAUCCUGAUGGUGUAGGGCUGCUCUGGCAUGAUGACCCGGACUCCGGCCAUCCCUUCACGAGGGCUGCACUGCAGGGUGAUGUUGCCACUGUCAAGGACCACGUCAGCAGGCAGACUUUUGACCCAAAUUCAAAGAAAGCCCAGCACGCUCUUCUGGUGGCUUGUCGUACAGGAAAUGUGGAGCUUGUUCAUGUCCUCUUAAAUGCAGGAGUUGAUGUGCACUGCAGAGACUCUAAGUCCAGCUGGCAACCAAUACACAUUGCAACUUAUCGUGACAAUGUUGCUGUGGUGGAAGCCCUUGCCAUGCACGGGGAAUGGCGGAGAGGCUUGGCCCUUGUUAGAUUCCGUGGAAUCACGUGUAGCUUACUUCACCUGGCAGCCAAUUUUGGGUGCCUGGCAGUGCUGCGGUACCUUCUGUCUCACACAGUUAGACUUGGGCUUCACAUAGAAUCUCGCGAUGCUGCUCACUGGACAGCCCUCCACCAUGCAGCCUUUGAGGGACGCAUGCAAGCAGUCACACUCCUGCUGCAGGCAGGUGCAGAUGUCAACUCUGCUGACCCCCAUGGUGUCACAUCAUUACACGUGGCUGCAUACAGAGACCAUACCAAUGUAGUGAGGCUCCUGCUGUCUCGUGGAGCCAAUCCAAAAAUGAUUGUCAAAACUCCUACCUCUGAAACAGAACGGGGUUUCGAGAGAGUGGAGCCCAUCAUCAAAUUCCAUGCUGGGUCGACACUCCUCCACUGGGCGGCCUCUAAGGGCUAUGAUGACCUGGUGGCUGAUCUUCUUGCUAGGGGUCUUGCGGUCAGUGCAUCAGACCGCCUUGGCCGCACACCCCUAGGGGUCGCCAUGUGGGCUGGUAACACCAGUAUAGUCAACACACUAAUUCAAGAAAAGGUGUCACUCACAGAGGAAGACAAAGACUGGAGUGCUAUCACACGCGAAGAGGUUGGCCUGAGUAUCGUCAAGGUGAUAGAGGAGACUGCAGUUUGCUCCCUUGACGCCUGCCGCACUGAUGGAUUCACCCUGCUUCACCUUGCUGCACAAAAUGGCUAUCCCAACAUGAUGCACCGACUCCUCUCGCUUAAGCUAUCACCAGAUGUGAAGAACAACCAGGGCGAGACCCCCCUUUUUGUGGCCAUCCGUAGCAACCAGCUGGCCUGUGUACAGCAGCUGAUCAAUGCCGGGACACGCCUCAGUAUAGUGGAUAACCGAGGGGGCUCUGCACUGCACAUGGCAGCCAAGAAGGGCAACGUAACAGUGAUUGACAUGUUACUGACAACCUCAGAGCUGGAGGAACGGGAUAUAGAUAUUAACCGUUGUGAUAAUAUUGGGUAUACGCCCAUAUAUUACGCUAUCAAUGCCAGCAGGUAUGACAUAGUCCAGAGGUUCCUGGAAUACAGCCUGGUACGGAAGGUGCAUGUGAAAGCAACCAAUGGGGAGACGCUCCUGCAGUUCUACACAGAGAGGAACAACUUAGGCCAGUAUGACAAUGCAGUGGUGCGGGUGCUGGAGUGUGAGAAGCUCCUUCACAGCACCAAACCCAGUGCAGAGAUGUGCCUCCAUGUGCAACUGGGAACAACUGAAGCCAGCUCCAAGGCCCGAACUCAGCUCCAGGCCAUGUAUGAGUCGACCAAGGCCCAGCGCCACUGUUGGAACUUCUGGUUCUUCCUCUCGUGCUUUCUCCUUCCUUCUGUCUUUUACUACCUAGAUGUGUACACAGACAUUCUCCUGGCAGUUGAGUACUACAAGGAAUAUGUGAGGAUCAUGAGGAAUACCACUGAUAUGGCUGACAAUCAGACACUGCCUGUCGGAGAGGAGUCGGAAGAGCAGGUCUUCAUGGGGAUUUUCUACAACAUCACAGAGUCACAGUACAAGAUCAACUUUGUGCUGACACUGUUCUUCAUACUACUACCUAUCACACUGCUCUCCCUGUGGAAUCUGUAUAUCCACGUGACGCAGCCAGACAUCCUGCCUGUGUUCCGCCUGCUGCCCAGCUUCCUCCGGGUCACCUUGUACUCUGUCAUAUUCCUCACCCCCCUCGCCCCUGUCAUGGCCUACUUGGAGAACACUUAUGCACAAAUGAAACACAUGAAUGUUACGGCCAGGCAGAUGCAAGAGGUGGACUCCAAGUCAUACAACAGCCUAGGGGGUCCUGGCAACACCAAGACGUACCGCCACCACAUGAGGGACCAGAAGAUUCGCAAGUACUAUGACCUGAAGCAUGUGGCUCAGAUGCGCGUAGCCAUAACUAAUGUGAUGGAGGCCACAUUGGAGUCGGCCUUCCAGCUCAUCUUGCAAUUGUACAUCGUGGGUACGCGAUACACAGAGCUGGAUGAGGUGAAAGAUGUUACCCUGGGCUCCAUCCUGUCACUGUCGUCAGGCGGGCAGAAGACACAGCUGUCCAAGCAGGUAUUCUCCGUGCUCAUCUCACUGGUGUCGUUGACGUGGUCGUUCACCUCGUACCACCGUUUCUCCAAGCUGGGUGGGCUCACUAUCCUCAAUGCGCUGCCACUCCUCUUCGCCAUUUUCUUCCAGGUUGUGUCCCGGGCAAUAGCAUGCACCGUGUUCACCCUGGCGUACACGUGGAAGGUGUUUGUCGUGCUGGGAGUGCACUUCGUCAUCGUCCUUGUCUUCAAGCUUAAAUUGGAAGAGAGCCUACCUUACAGGUCAGUGCUCCCCGUACGGAACUACAGGUGCUGCCACUGCCUGCUGGCCUACCUCCGCCCUUACUUCUACGUCUUCCUUGGCACCAUUGCGUCAACGCUGGUCUAUUUCCGUCUUGAGCGCCCGUCCGCCGUCAAGAAGCUACUUGCACGCAGGCACUCCACAGUUGUCAUUCAGGUGUUGUUCCUGAUCCUAGCCUUCAUUGAGAACCUGGUUCUCCUCUCUUUGGGGAUAGUCGGCCUCAACAAGGAAAAGUAUGACUCCACCUUCAUCAUCAUCUCAUCGGUGGUGUGUGCACUCAGCUAUCUCAUCGGUGUCAUACUCCAUGCUGUUUAUUAUAGCUGCUUUGGACACCCCUGGGUGGACAUCAAUGGGCCAUCUCUGACCCAUGACCGGGAUGAAGGUGUGCUGGUGCUGGCUUAUUAUCGCCAGGGGCAGAUCUCCAAAUGGUCGUUCCACUCCUGCUGCACAGUUGUCCACCACAAUGAGCUGCCCACCGACAACAUCUACCGCCAGGACUUGCAGAUCAAUGGCAAGGAUCGACAGAGCGCAGUCACCAUGAAGCAAAAAAUCAGCAAAGUUUCCAGGAUGAGCUAGUAAGCAUCACAGCCACCACUUCACUGCAACAGUCGCAGUGUUAGACGUCUCACUACAGCACCCACCCACCCAGUCCACUCCCCCCUCGCCACCUGUGACUGCACUUGAGCAGAUACUCUCAGAUGUGGUAUGGAGGCAAGUCUUUCCUUGUCUCCAGGGGUCUAAACCCUUGGGUCAUCUCCUAGCUAAGAGGGGACGGAAAAUGCCCUGUACAACCCAUUGGGGGAGUUCCCACACUGACUCAUCAGUACCUGUUGCUGCAGGAAAUGCACAAUACCCUCACCCCAUGACUGUCUCCCCCCCUCCCAUACCCCCCUAAGCACCUCCACCAAUCUACCAUUUAGCUCAUCCUCCCACCCUAUCCUCUGUCAUUACCAUUGGUAAAAGUGUCACUGCCAUCACCUCACAUGCAUUAGUGUUUUAUGUUAGGUUACAAUCACAUUAUUGUUAUUCAAGACAUCAUUUUUAAUCCUGUGUUCUGUUAUUACACAAGAGAACUCUUGCCAUCACAACCAGAGAAUGAAGAGACCCCUCCUUCCCACCACAAAAGAAUAUCAAAUAGACAUACCGCUGUAAGCAUUCACAGAAGGACAAUGUUUUGAGGUGGGAAAGAGGGUCAACAGACAUCGUCACAGAUUUCAUGAACUGAUGGAUUGAGGAGCUGCAGGUCUCCCAUUGAUGCCUCAUCGCCUCUUUCUUGGGUAGACUUUGAAACGCACCUGUAAUUCUUCAUAUAUAUGUACAUCAAUCUAUCUUUAUACACACACACACACACACACACAUACACAUACACAUACACAUACACAUACACAUACACAUAUACAUACACAUACACAUACACAUACACAUACACAUACACAUACACAUACACAUACACAUACACACACACACACACACACACACACACACACACACACACACACACACACACAUACACAUACACACACAUACACACACACACACACACACACACACACACACACACACACACACACACACACACACACACACACACACACACACACACACAUACACAUAUAUACACACACAUAUACACACACAUGCACAUACACAGACAUACACAUGUAUGUAUGUAUGUAUGUAUGUAUGUAUAUAUGUAUAUUUAUAUUUGUGUCUGUGUGUGUGUGUGAUGAGUUUCAAUGUAUCUAAGUCCCCCUAAAGCCAAUUCCUAAACCCUCCCUCAGAACAGAAGAGAACAGAUGCAGUGCCAAGCGGCUUUAAUUUGGGAAGUCAGGGUUAUGCUUUGUAACUUCCGAGAGGUGAACAUGCCACCCGUACCACAGGCCAUUGUAGUCCUGAUCUGUGUAAUGUUAUUCAUAUGUUCUAAAUGUCUCUGUGUCAAAUACAUGUUGCAUAUGUUCAGUGUCAUAUUGGUCUCUUUUAUGUUCAUUCAAUGAGGUUGUUUAAAUCUCUUUAUGUUAUGUAUAUAUUUUCUCUCUCUCUCUCUCUCUCUCUCUCUCUCGCUCACACACUUUAAUUCUAUUAUUUAUGUUAUAGAUAAUCAUUGUAGAUAUCAGCUUUUAAUGUGCAAUGCUCGUUUUUAUCUGUAUAUCAUUGUAUCCCUGGCCUAAGAGGUGUUAUGAAAACUGUAAAAUGAAUUAUGGAAGUAUGCCUUUCAUACCAGGUCACAAGACAAUGCAUUUCUUUACUGGACAGUUACAGAUUUCUUAUAUAUGAGUUUUUUUUUUUUAUCAA
Molecule: messenger RNA, 5284 nt
Organism: Penaeus indicus
Lineage: Eukaryota; Metazoa; Arthropoda; Malacostraca; Decapoda; Penaeidae
Exons: 20
Coding region: 98-3568 (1156 amino acids)
Biological process (GO): protein localization to ciliary inversin compartment
Cellular component (GO): ciliary inversin compartment; membrane
Molecular function (GO): protein binding
Source: RefSeq, a predicted model, not a curated record